GUAUAUCAUGUAUCAAAAACUCAUUAAACACGUAAAGAUCAGAUAAAAAUACGAUUAAAAUGGGGUACUGAAUGACUCUUGGAGAUAAAAUUAAUUUGAAAAGUUUUCUGAAGUGCUUUCCGAAAUUUUAGGCGUAUGUGACCGUCAUAUAGUUCUUUUGUUUAAAGAAAAAAGUUUGAUUUUAUAAAAGUGAAAAACGUUGCUCCUAGUUGUCAAAGGAAAUACAGAAAAAUAGAUUGUUUCUCGGCGGUUUCUUCAAUAUCUGCAGUUGCUUACGUGUAGUAUUUAAGAAUUCGUCUGUAAAUGUGUUUUAUCCCAAUCAAAUUGGAAAACUGAUCUUCAAUUAAGAUUGACAAGUUGAGUUGAAAAUGUGGCUAGUGUUAGAAAUAUUAAUUGUUUGCUGUUUAUGCAGUGUUAUGACUGAUGAACAUACUCACAUUUAUGAUGAUAAUGAGGAGGUAGUAUUGUGGAUGAAUACGGUGGGUCCAUAUCAUAACAGACAAGAAACUUAUGCCUAUGACUCCUUGCCAUUUUGUUUCGGCUCUAAAGAAAGAAUUUCUCAUUAUCAUGAGACUCUGAGUGAAGCUUUACAAGGGGUGGAACUUCAAUUUAGUGGGCUUGAUAUUGAAUUUAAAGUUGAUGUCCCAAAAUCUGAGUACUGUGGUGUUCAGUUGAAUGAGGAACAUUACAAGACAUUUGUAUAUGCAAUUAAAAAUCACUACUGGUAUCAGAUGUACAUUGAUGACCUGCCAAUUUGGGGUAUAGUAGGAGAAGUGACAGACUCCAAGUAUUAUAUUUGGACUCAUAAAAAGUUUGAAAUUGGUUAUAAUGGAAAGCAAAUAGUGGAUGUUAAUAUAACUUCAGAAAACAAAGUUCCCUUGACACCGACCACCAAACUUUCGUUUACAUAUGAAGUUAUUUGGAAGAAGUCUAAUGUUAAAUUUGAAGAUCGUUUUGACAAGUAUCUGGAUCCAAACUUCUUCCAGCAUAGGAUCCAUUGGUUCAGUAUUUUUAAUAGUUUCAUGAUGGUAAUAUUUUUGGUUGGCUUGGUUUCAAUGAUCCUAAUGAGAACCUUGAGAAAAGAUUAUGCAAGAUACAGUAAAGAUGAAGACAUAGAUGACAUGGAAAGGGAUCUUGGUGAUGAAUAUGGUUGGAAGCAGGUACAUGGGGACGUGUUUCGACCGGCAUCCCACCCUUUGCUAUUUUCUGCCCUUAUUGGUGCUGGUCAUCAAAUCACAACCGUUGUUUUCUGUGUAAUAGUGUUUGCUAUACUUGGAGAAUUAUAUACAGAGAGAGGUUCUUUGCUGUCUACAUCAAUAUUUGUAUAUGCUGCCACAUCGCCUAUUAAUGGUUACUUUGGAGGUUCUUUGUAUGCUCGAAUGGGGGGCAAACUGUGGAUAAGGCAGAUGUUGGCCUCAGCUUUUAUGAUGCCCGCCUUGGUUUGCGGCACAGCAUUUUGUAUCAAUUUUAUUGCCAUCUAUUAUCACGCCUCGAGAGCCAUUCCCUUCAGCAUUAUGGUAGCUGUAACAUGCAUAUGUCUGUUUGUAAUAUUGCCUUUGACUUUGGUUGGAACCGUUUUGGGACGUAAUCUGGCUGGACAGCCGGAUUAUCCGUGUCGUAUAAAUGCGGUACCCCGUCCGAUACCUGAAAAGAAAUGGUUUAUGGAACCUGGGGUCAUCAUACUUCUUGGUGGGAUAUUACCAUUCGCGAGCAUCUUCAUAGAAAUGUACUUUAUUUUCACGUCGUUUUGGGCGUACAAAAUUUACUACGUCUAUGGUUUCAUGUUGCUAGUGUUUUUGAUAUUGGUUGUGGUCACUGUGUGCGUGACCAUUGUGUGCACCUACUUCUUGCUGAAUGCCGAGGACUAUCGCUGGCAAUGGACGUCGUUUUUAGCUGCUGGGUCGACCUCAGGUUACGUCUACCUGUACUCCAUCUAUUAUUUCUUCUUCAAAACAAAGAUGUACGGUUUAUUCCAGACGGCAUUCUAUUUUGGUUAUAUGGCUCUAUUUAGUGCCGCUUUGGGAAUAAUGUGCGGUACAGUUGGUUAUUUUGGCACUAGUAUUUUUGUUAGAAAAAUAUAUUCGACUGUGAAAAUAGACUAAACGAUAUAAUAAUAACAAUAAUAAAAUAAAUAGCAAAAACAAUACGACAACGAUGGGCGGCACUUUUUGCUGUGGGUGUAUAUAAUAUAAUAAUGAUACUUAGACUGCUAAGGGGACGUGCAAUUUGUUUAUUGCACGUCUUGCAACUUUUGUUCUUUAUUUUAUUUUGUACUUUUGUUUGUUUUCCAUAGUUCCCCGCAUACUUAAUAUCGUUUAAAGAAAGUAUAACAUAUAAAAUUACAUGAUUAUGGUCACUUUUAGAGGAUGCAGGAGGUGUUUUUGGGUGUACUCAACGUCCUUUAUUAUUUAUUCGUUUUUAAUAAAUACAUAAAGUCUCA
Molecule: messenger RNA, 2440 nt
Organism: Agrilus planipennis (emerald ash borer)
Lineage: Eukaryota; Metazoa; Arthropoda; Insecta; Coleoptera; Buprestidae
Gene: TM9SF3
Product: transmembrane 9 superfamily member 3
Exons: 9
Coding region: 369-2102 (577 amino acids)
Biological process (GO): protein localization to membrane
Cellular component (GO): membrane
Source: RefSeq, a predicted model, not a curated record